Messenger RNA from Fusarium subglutinans, 1776 nucleotides. Its product is annotated as het-domain protein. The transcript is spliced from 2 exons. The coding region runs from base 1 to 1776 and encodes 591 amino acids. The record is from RefSeq and is a predicted model, not a curated record. NCBI's taxonomy places the organism in Eukaryota, Fungi, Ascomycota, Sordariomycetes, Hypocreales, Nectriaceae.
AUGAUGAAUGAGAUUCAGCAGCAAAUGCUGCAGCUACCAGGAGGCAUUCUGCCUCAUUAUUGUCGUCUAUGCCACAAUUUCAUCAUAAUUGAUGAUGUGAAGGAUAAAGAAGACAAAGGAAAAGGAAAAGGCAAUAGUCUACAAAUUCGGCGGAAGUAUACACUUAAGCAAGUAUGCGAAUUUGCCAAUAGUGGCUGUGUGAUGUUCUCCCUACAGCUCAUGGAGCUACAUCGAGCCCAAAACGCCGGCUCCUUUUCGGUGUCUGGGCUGCUACGCGAGAUCUGCGGAGCUGCAUGUGCCAAGCGGCUUCAACUGUUUUAUCCCCUAGUUCCUUCGAGUGUACUGGAAGAAUUAGGCGACUGGAGUCUUGAGAUCAAACUUUCGCCUGAAGAUGCAAGCCAACUUGAAUCCUACUGGAUAAGUAAGGACAACAAGAGUCAAGAUGUAGAUGAGAGACCGAUGAUCCUCUUUACUGAGGAAGCGUUGAGUUACUGCUGGGGCAAUACCGGCCACAACAGAUUCAAGACAGAGAAGGAAACUUUGGCUAUACGAAAACAGGGGUUUGAUUAUAUCCAACUACCGAGUACGUUGCGAGACGCAGUAAAGGUAGCACGCACCCUUGGUCUGGAGUACCUUUGGGUGGAUGCUCUCUGUAUCGUUCAAGACUGGAAGGAGGACAAAAGCAAAGAGAUUUCUAAGAUGUGGCAAAUCUACCAAGGCGCAACUAUUGUUAUCUCGGCAGCCUUGGCGUCACACAGCGACCAAGGUUUCCUUCAUGAGCGCGACCUUGAGUCUUGCUAUCUUAGCACUUGGGCCAUCCAGUGGCACAAAGUCGACAGUGAGGGCAACCGAUUUGAAGAGUUUGCAUUUUGCGCCGAAGGAGAGAUCAGGCGCAUCAGGAAGGAACCGAUUGAUUUACGUUCUUGGACUUUACAGGAAGACAAACUUGCAAAUCGCGUUUUGCGUUUCGGCAGCUCACAAAUGGUUUGGCGGUGUCCUCGUGGCUACCGUGUUGACGGAGGAUCAAAUGAUGAAGAGUCACUGGAUAAGUACUCCACUGUUGACGAAGUCAAGGACUCCUACGAAUGGACAGACUUGGUUGAAGAGCUUACUACUAGGUUCAUCGGAGAAGCUAAAGAUCGACUACCAGCCUUCGCGGCUGUUGCAGCAGACUACGCCCAAAGACACAACGUAGGGCCUGACGAGUACAAGGCAGGACUGUGGACCUCCUGGCUACCGUUCGGCUUGCUAUGGUAUAUCAAAGACCUUGAUGAUGAAGCCACCUACCCAGAUAUACUAUCAACUGAAGAGAAAUCCCCCACUUGGUCGUGGCACCUGGCUCGUAGCGGCAUAUCCUGGCCAGAGUCCAUACCCUACCGAGGCGACGCCGAUGACUUCAAGUUAGGGGUAAAAUAUUCCCAGGUUGAACUUUCAGAUGACAAAGUUGAAUAUGGGCGUGUCAAAGGAGGGUGCUUAGAGGUGUCUGGGGUAUUGCUAAAGAUUUACUUGCAUGGAACCCGACCCGUCUACUUCAAGGCUAAUGGAAAAGUGUCUUCUGCCCCGAUUAUAAUCCGGUGGUAUAGCAAAAAUAUUCCUUCAGAGAAGGAGUUCUUUUGCUUGGAAGUUCACCGCGUGCACAAAUUUAUUCCACAAGGUAUAGUCCUUGAACAAAGCAACGGGUUUUUCUACAGGGUCGGAUACUUCGAGCCAGACUAUCAGAAAAGCACUCCUACUGGGCCAAUUUGGGGAGACCAGAAAACGAUUUUUAUUAAGUAG